Molecule: messenger RNA, 1765 nt
Organism: Colletotrichum destructivum
Lineage: Eukaryota; Fungi; Ascomycota; Sordariomycetes; Glomerellales; Glomerellaceae
Product: Putative fatty acid hydroxylase
Exons: 3
Coding region: 514-1431 (305 amino acids)
Biological process (GO): ergosterol biosynthetic process
Cellular component (GO): endoplasmic reticulum membrane
Molecular function (GO): iron ion binding; C-4 methylsterol oxidase activity
Source: RefSeq, a predicted model, not a curated record
GCAAUGAGGCGAACCCCAAGGCGAUCCCAUCAGUUACCGCCUCCGGAUUCGCCAAUCUCAUCUGGCCUGCUUUUCGUAUUCGGUUUGUUCCUUUUUUUGAAGUGUUUCCCCAAGGGCUAGAGGGAAGAGAGGCGUGGAUUCGAGCUUGGCUUCGGAAACACGCAACUUGUCGUACCACAUUCUGAGCGGAUGCCGGUGAAUUUUCAUCGUGCCAUCGGCGUCUGCACCCCUGCCCUGCGCCGCCGUUCGAAAAUCGAUCCAAAGCCCGUCAUGUCAACACAGGUUUGCGUCUCCACUUGAUGCUGAAUGAUUGUGUAUAAUUCCACAUUGGUCCCCUUUGCCGCUUUCUUGGUCCUCUUUUUGCGAUCCUAUUGCUGCCGUUGAAUUGUGGGAACGACAUCUCGUCUUUGAUUCAGUUUCUGUCUUGCUUUCAGUCUUGCUCUAUCUCUCUGAAUCUCUCUCUUAAUAUCUCUCUUAAUAUCUUUCUCCUGCAAUCGGGGCCCAACAGAUAUCAUGGCGGCGUUCUGGAACUCGACCGUCUUGUUCCCCAACCACACCUCGACCCAGACCUACCUCAGCGUGCUCGACGACGUCAACAAGUACAAUGUCCAGCUCAACAUCGUCGAACGUCUCUGGGCCGCCUGGUACCUGUGGAUGCAGAACGACAUCCUCGCCACCGGCAUCAUGACCUUUGUCAUGCACGAGGUCGUCUACUUUGGCCGCAGUUUGCCGUGGAUCAUCAUCGACACGAUCCCUUACUUCCGCAGGUGGAAGCUUCAACAGCAAAAGAUCCCGACCUGGAAAGAACAGUUCGAAUGCGCCGCCCUCGUCCUCUUCAGCCACUUCACCGUCGAGCUCCCGCAGAUCUGGCUCUUUCACCCCAUCGCCACCUGGUGCGGCCUCGACUACGCCGUGCCCUUCCCUCCCUGGUGGAAGAUGGCCUACCAGAUCGCCGUCUUCUUCGUCCUCGAAGACACAUGGCACUACUGGGUGCACCGCGGCGCCCACUGGCCGCCGCUGUACAAGGCCGUCCACAAGAUGCACCACUACUAUUCGGCGCCCUUUGGCAUGACGGCCGAGUACGCCUCCCCGAUCGAGGUCAUGUUCCUCGGCCUCGGCACCGUCGGCUCGCCCGUCCUCUGGGUGCUCAUCACCAAGGACCUGCACCUGUUUACCAUGUACAUGUGGAUCGUCCUACGCCUGUUCCAGGCCAUCGAUAGCCACUCGGGCUACGACUUCCCCUGGUCAUUGAGGCACUUCCUCCCCUUCUGGGCCGGCGCCAGUCACCACGACGUCCACCAUGAGAAGUUCAUCGGCAACUAUGCUUCGAGCUUCACCUGGUGGGACUGGCUCAUGGAUACCGAGGCCGGCGCCGAAGCCCACCAGCGCCGGCGCGAGAGGAGGCUGGCCAAAGCCAAGAAGGCUCAGUGAUGGGAGAGGAUUAUGGGAGGAGAAACACCUCGACCAAGGGGUCUCCCUGCUGGGCUCAACAUCUAUCUGCGUGGAGUGGAGGGAACCCGUCGGAGAAUGAAGCCGGCCGCGCAUUCUUUCUUUUAUGGCCGGCACAACGACCUCGUAUUAUGACGAAUUGUAAUCGGACUAGACUUGCUACGAAGCCUGCAUCGACUCAUUUGGCGUUGUACAUAUUCUAUCCUAAUGAACACCCAUUAAUGACCCUAGUCACCGGGUCCUGGAAGGGUGUUUGCUUGACGGUGUUUCAAGCAAACCACUGCAUCUCGUGCCGCAUGCAUCAAUGCCGCUCGCC